AUGGUAAGCAAUGACGGUUUUGCCAGUGGAUACAAGGUGAAUAACACGAGCAAUGUGGGGAACGUGAAUGCCGGUGUUGGGAGCGCCGGGGCGAGUAGCAACACUGCCGGGAGCGCCAGCGGCCUCAACAGUGGCCUUGGUCUGGGUUCGCGGGGUGGAGCGUAUCACCACAGCACAAAUGAGAGCAACGCCAGUAGAGGUGGGGCGGGGAGGAACGCGGCCGCGAGGGGCACCCCCAGUCAGGGUAACCCCAUCCAAGGUAAUCCCAAUCAGAGCAACUCCAGUCAGGGCGGUCCAAAUCAGGGUGGUCCAAAUCAGGGGGGUCCCAAUCAGAGCACUCCCAGUCAGGGCGGUCCCAACCAGGGCAUCGCGAACCUCAGUACUCCUAGCCAGGGUGGGUCAGCAUCCAACGUCGCAGUGUCAGCUCCCCUGAACAGCGUGGCGCAGGGAAUUGCUCAAGGCAGUGCUAACGGUGUGGGCGGAGGGCGACACGCUUCUCCCCAACAUCAGGGAGCAUCGUCCAGCCACGGCGUCGUUCCUCCCACUUCAAACACGCGCAAUGUGAAGAACAGCAGUUCGGCCACUGGUAUGAGAAGCCUAACUAGCGGUAUCGGUCAAUACGGCCAACACAGCGAGCAUGUACCGAACGAAGGCGGCAACGGGGAUGGAAGCGAGAAUGGCAACGGGAAUGACCGCGGAAACACAGGUACAAGUAGCAGCCACGCCAACAAUGCAACCAACGCACGUAACACACCUCCAACCGAUGACGAGGAAAAAAGGAAGGUGUACCAGCUCGUCUUUGACUUAUGCUACUCAGAUAAGAGGGAUAGUGCAUUACUAGAGUUGUCUAGAAAACGAGAAACCUACCACGACAUUGCACCGGUUUUGUGGAACUCAUUUGGAACGAUAACGACGUUACUUCAAGAAAUUGUGUCGAUAUAUCCUCAGUUAUCACCUCCCUUACUGACCACCUCAUCUUCUAACCGCGUCUGCAACUCACUAGCACUUCUCCAGUGUGUGGCAUCGCACCCCGAGACCAAGCAGCACUUCCUCAAUGCACAUAUUCCUUUGUUCCUUUAUCCAUUUCUAAAUGCAGAAUCUAAAAAUAGACCCUUUGAGUAUUUGCGCCUAACUUCUCUAGGGGUCAUUGGUGCAUUAGUUAAGGUCGACAACCCCGACGUAAUUAACUUCCUCUUGCAGACGGAGAUCAUCCCACUUUGCUUACGUAUUAUGGAGACAGGAAGUGAAUUAUCCAAAACGGUGGCUACCUUUAUUGUGCAGAAGAUUCUAAUCGACGAAUUGGGACUCAACUACAUAUGUGCCACUCCUGUGAGAUUCUAUGCCGUGUCAACGGUCCUUUCAAAUAUGGUUAAUGCAUUGAUAGAGAAUCCAUCCUCCAGAUUGUUAAAGCAUAUUGUCAGGUGUUACUUAAGGCUGUCUGAAAAUCCCAAAGCCUUGAAGGCACUUAGGGAAUGCCUCCCUGAAUCGUUGAGACAUGUGCACAAGGCUUUUAUUCCAUGCCUCAAGGAGGACCCUUACACCAAGAAGUGGCUUCUGCAACUUCUUUACAAUAUUAACAGCGAGGAUGUCACGCACGUCCCCGGGGGAAGCCACGCGGGUAGUCACAUUGGUAGCCAGGUCGGGGUACAGAGCGGCAGCCACGUUGGGUCACAUGCAGCUGGGCAGGCGGGGACUCAAGGGGGGGUGGCCCCUGGUAUGCAGACAAGGGAACACGCCGGUGCGCAUGCCACUGCCCAUACCACUUCCCACGUUGGAGGAUAUGCCGCCGCUCCCCACGCAGGAGGACAUAGCGGCGUGAGCGGGGGACUGAGACAGGGUCUCCACAGUGCCGGUGGUUCGAAGAGCACCUAUGCGGGGGUCGGCAUUCCGGCGAGCAUGAGUGAGGGCUCCUCCGCGGCAGGAGUCAGCGGCGGACACGGUACUGGUGGUCAUUCUGCUGGUGGUCAUGCUGGUGGGGCGCAUCCCAGUGGAGGCCUCGUCUCCUCCGGCAGCAACUCCUUUAAGGACAAGGUGCACAUGGGAGGUGCGAGCAACCCGAGCGUUAGCAGCAAGGCUGGCUCGGUUAAGGCGAUGGCAAGCGGGAUGACAAGCGGGAGCGCUGCACCGAGUAGUGCGGGAGCGUCAGCACUGAGUAAUGCUGCCCCGAGCAGCAAUGCCAUGAACAGCGCCGCAAAUAGCGCGAAUAACGCGAAUGGUGCAGCCGGCGCCACGAACAACACCAGCAGCAGUAACGGGACAAACGUCCCCAGCGCACACGAGGGAAGUAGCGGCGGAGGUGCGAACAGCGCAGGAAAGGCUGGGAUCAAUGGAAAGGCGGGCAGCAAUGCAAAGAAAGGCAGCAACGGAAAGACAGGCAGCACCGCAAAGGCAGGUAGCAAUGGAGGCAGUGCCAACAACAACGGAAGCAACGCAGCCAGUGGGCCCAAUCAUUAA
Molecule: messenger RNA, 2454 nt
Organism: Plasmodium inui San Antonio 1
Lineage: Eukaryota; Apicomplexa; Aconoidasida; Haemosporida; Plasmodiidae
Exons: 1
Coding region: 1-2454 (817 amino acids)
Biological process (GO): negative regulation of translation; mRNA catabolic process
Cellular component (GO): P-body; CCR4-NOT core complex; CCR4-NOT complex
Source: RefSeq, a predicted model, not a curated record